Thunnus maccoyii (southern bluefin tuna) is the source of this 2157-nucleotide messenger RNA. RefSeq lists its product as uncharacterized. The coding region runs from base 394 to 2157 and encodes 587 amino acids. Gene Ontology annotation, cellular component: sarcoplasmic reticulum; membrane. NCBI's taxonomy places the organism in Eukaryota, Metazoa, Chordata, Actinopteri, Scombriformes, Scombridae. The record is from RefSeq and is a predicted model, not a curated record. The transcript is spliced from 15 exons. Gene Ontology annotation, molecular function: signaling receptor binding.
UUCUGUCUGAUCCCCGUCACCCAACCCAGCCCUGUGCUUAGCUUGGCUCUUUCCUCCCUUGCUUUGCUUUUCUUUGCCCCACCAUCCCCAGACUCCCCUCUGCAAUGCGGCCGCACCGGCAGCUCCAAAUUCCCCAACACCUGUAAUCUUAAAAUUUUAGUUUCCGUUUUCUUCUCUUUUUUUUUUUUUCUUGGAGAAGUUCAACCUGUGGAUUACAUGGGUCAGGAAACAAGAUUGUAAUCACCAAGUGGAAAUGGAAUAAUUUACUAACUGGGACUCUAUUUAACUGACAAGUGGAUGCUGACUGGAUUUACUGAAGCAUUUCCAGUCAGUUCUGCAUGAGGCUUUGCCCCCAACUCAAAGGAUUAUAACUGAAAUAGUCUCCACAUCACCAUGACUGAAGGGGACAAAUCCGGCCCCUCGUCCGCCGCCAGUGAGCCCAAUGCAGCAGCCGCAGCACCACCGGCGAGCUCUGAGAAACCUAAAGGUCUGGGGCUCCUCAAUAAGCUGAGAGUGUCUGUGGAGCUGAUGAUUGCUCUGGCUGCUCUGCUGUCCUGGGUGGUGGUGGGAGUGGUGAUGUUUGACUUUGUGGAGUACAAAGCAGUCCCUGACAUUCAGCAAAUCAUAACGGACCCUGUGCAAGCUGUAAACGAUGCUGUUGAUGAAGUAUCCAGUCUGCUCAAUAAGUUUCAAGAAUGUGCGCCUGAUUUAAGUGACCCCAUGUCUGCUGCCACUUAUGCGGCAGAUGAAAUAGCAGAAGCAAAGGAUGGAUUUGUUCGAUAUUUCUCAGAUGAGGAGGGAAACUUCUACCUCAGCUACGUUGACCCUGUAAUCAUCGGCAGACGAGCUUUCCAUUCAACUAAUGACCUCGUGUGUGGAGUGGUGGGAUCCAUCAGGGACACACUCUGUGCUAUCAUGGAUACUAUAAUUGAUAUUAUAUUGGCUAUAAAUAGAGGAAUCAUUGACCUUGGCUUCAUCGACCCCGUGGUAAUUGGCAGAAAUGUCUUCAGUGUUACAAAUGACACUGUGGGUGUAAUAAUGGGCUACAUCCAGGAUGCGCUCUGCUUCAUUUUAGACAGUGUACUGGAUAUAAUGAAAGAUGUCCAGCAUUCUGUGGGAUUCAGUCCUAUGGCAGUCCUGAAGAGAACAGCAGAAAUCACCACAGAACAGAUUAACAUGCUUGUGAGCUACUUCUCCACAUUGCUGAUGGGUGAACAAGGAAUCUUGCCUGAGGUGUCCAUUGACCCCAUGAAAGUUGUUGAAGAUGCUGUGUUGGAGGUCUCAGACAAGAAAGAUUUGUUCAUGGCUUAUAUAUCAAGCAUGUUCGUUGGUGAUCAAGGUGAACCUCUUGCCACACCAGUUGUAGAUGUAGUAACUGAAAAAGAUGAAAUUUCUCCGGCUGAUAUUAAUUUGGUCAGAAGGAAAGGUGAAUUUCUGCCACCUUUCGAGAAAGUUCUCAAAGACGCAAAGGAAAGACACGCUAUAAAAGAAGUUAAAGAUGCCCUUAUGAAAGACCUAAAAGCCACAGAAAUUGAAAAGGAGGAGAAAAAGGAGAACAAAACCAAAGUUGAGAAAACCGUGGCGAUAAAACCAAUGGAAGAAAAGCCAAAGAAGGAGGCCAAACCUGAGGUAAAACCUACUGAGAAGAUACCAGAGAAGCCCAAAGAAGAACCCCAGAGGAAGAAAGUACCAAAGCCUUCUAAGGAAAAGAAAGAAGUGAAGAAACCCUCCAAAGAAGAGAAGAAGGAAAAGAAGCAUCUAAAAGAAGAGAAAGAAGCCAAGAAACCACCUAAAGAAGAUAAAGAAGUCAAGAAAUCUCCCAAAGAAGAGAAAGAAGUCAAGAAACCACUCAAAGAAGAAAAAGAAGCUAAGAAACUACCCAAAGAAGAGAAAGAGGAGAAGAAACCUCCUAAAGAAGAGAAAGAAGUUAAGAAACCACUUAAAGAAGAAAAAGAAGUCAAGAAACCUCCCAAAGAGGAGAAAGAAGUCAAGAAACCUCCCAAAGAGGAGAAAGAAUUGAAGAAACCACCCAAAGAGGAGAAAGAAGCCAAGAAACUACCCAAAGAAGAGAAAGAGGAGAAGAAACCUCAUAAAGAAGAGAAAGAAGUCAAGAAACCACAUAGAAAGAGAAAGAAGUCAAGAAACCACAUAGAGUAG